CAAAAGGUCGGCCGCUACCCCACAAAUCGCAGCCGUUGAUUUUCCACCUUCCAUCCACAAUCCAAUCUCAUCCGUUCGUCCCCGCUUCCGCUCUUUGACCGUCGCCGAUCACCGCCGUCAAUUCCGGCCUCUCGAAUUAACAGCCGUGGGUUUUUGAUUAGGACCCUUUCAUUUUUCUUUAAACUAGAAUUUCACCAAUCGUAUGUAUUCUAGGAAUUGCGGUCUGUUCGAAGCAUUUUAGUGGGCAGCCACAGCCAGUUCUUUCGAACGACUCAACUCGCUCAGCAUUUUAAACGGAGGGAACUGUAGUGUAAUAUGUAUAUAAAUUUGGCAAUUGGCAUGAAUUGUAACUGUUUAUUUGAUUUUUAAUUUUUGCGCAUUUUCGUUUUCAAUGCGUUCAUCGUCAUCAGUGGUGUUGAUUAACUUUCUGUAAUUGUACAUUGACCUGUGAACCUCUUUUUUUCCUGUACUACCCACCCAUCUUAUUCAUUCCAGCUAAACAGAGCUUCGUUCGUGGUUUUUGAUCGUACUGACUGUGAAUUGAAGAUGGUUCCUUCUGGUUAUGAAUCGGAUGUCAUUCAGUGGGGUCUUCGUCUUUUUGAUGGUGAUUCAGUUCUUAAUUCUGGUUAUUACGGGGAGAUGACAGCCGUAGAUGACCAUUAUCCUGGAAAUUAUUACAGAGAUCAUUACAAUUUAGAACCCACUUGCGUGGAGAAUGAUGAGAUUAUUGCAAGAACUCUGCAAGAAAAUUUGUCACACUUAUCAAUUACAGACUCCUCUAGAUGUCCAAUUGAAAGAGAUGAGCAAUUGCGAGGAUCCAUAUACACAACUGCUUGGCAUAAUCCAUUUCCAAGGAAUAAUAGUUCAGAGAGAGUUUCUGUUCAGGAAGAUAUUGAAACUAUGGAUCCUUCUAGUUCAUGUUCUAGUCCUGGGGAUGAGGACUUCUCCUAUUUAUAUGCAGUUGAUGGUGAAGAAUUCUGGAGAUUCAAUCAAAUGAUCCCUGUUCCUCAUGUUCCUAGAAUUAAUGGAGAAAUUCCUUCAGUUGAUGAAGCAGCUUCUGAUCAUGAAAGGCUGCUGAACAGAUUACAAGUGUAUGACUUUGUUGAACGAAAGGUUCAAGGUGAUGGCAAUUGUCAGUUCCGUGCAUUAUCUGACCAAUUAUAUGGAACACCUGACAAUCAUGAAUUGGUGAGACAAAAAGUAGUAAAUCAGCUUAUGUCACAUCCAGAGAUUUAUGAGGGAUAUGUCCCAAUGGCAUAUGAUGAUUACUUGGAGAAGAUGUCCAGGAAUGGUGAAUGGGGGGAUCAUGUCACUUUACAAGCAGCCGUGGACUCGUAUUGCGUGCAAAUAUUCCUUAUUACUUCUUUCAAGGAUACCUGCUGCAUAGAGAUUCUUCCAAAUUCUGAGAAGACAAAAGGAGUUCUCAUUGUUUCCUCUUCAGUGGUUUGUUUGAACACGGUGAGCCGCAUAAUCGUAUUUUAUUCCUUGGUUUUAUUUGUCAUUUUUCAUUGUUUUCAAGUUUAUUUGCAUGGAAUAAUUGGCUCAGGUCCUGCCUUUAUUUUUCCUCCCCGUCGAUUUGAUGGUUUUUGUGACUGGCUAUACUAUGCAUUUGCAGUGAUUUUCUUGAGUUUUUGGGCAGAGGUGCAUUACAACUCGAUUCAUCCUCAGGGAGGUGUGCCGUCAACUGGCGAUUCCCCACCCAGUGAGUUGAGAAAGAAGAAAAGAUGGUGGAAGUUUGGAAAUAAGCAUUGAAAAGCCCCCAGCUGCCUCAGACUCCUAACUCUUUUACUCCUGCUAUUGCUUGACAUCUCCUUUUCAAGUGCAAUCCUUUGUUAGGAUUCAUAUUCACCAAUAUUGGCUAAUAUUCACAUGCCUUGAAUUCUUUUAUGACAAAGACAAAGCACAUGGACUUUUCCAAAAUUUUCCCCCCUGUUGUUGUUGUUGUUCCCCCAGAAUGCUUCAGGGAUGUCUGCAUGUGGUUAUUUUCGUAGUUGUAUACAGUCUGGCCUAAUUGGUUGGGAUCUUGAGGGAGAGACAGAUUGUAAUAAUUCUUUUGACAGAAAUGCAAAGGUAUUUCUCUGAAA
Molecule: messenger RNA, 2084 nt
Organism: Benincasa hispida (wax gourd)
Lineage: Eukaryota; Viridiplantae; Streptophyta; Magnoliopsida; Cucurbitales; Cucurbitaceae
Source: RefSeq, a predicted model, not a curated record